This is a messenger RNA of Oryza brachyantha (malo sina), 1180 nucleotides long. RefSeq lists its product as uncharacterized. The record is from RefSeq and is a predicted model, not a curated record. The transcript has 4 exons. Bases 80 to 658 code for a protein of 192 amino acids. NCBI's taxonomy places the organism in Eukaryota, Viridiplantae, Streptophyta, Magnoliopsida, Poales, Poaceae.
UCGAUGCCAAAAUGGAUGGACAAGUGAGGCAUGGAAUAAAGUAGUCAAAGAGUUCCGUGAGAAACAUCCCUAUGUCACGAUGACUAAGCAGCAGAUACAAGACAAAGAGAAAGAAUUGAAACGAGAUUAUAUGUUGCUAAAGGAGGCAAGGAAACAAAGUGGAGCAUCUUGGGAUCACAAACGCUGCAUGAUCCUUGCUGAUGAUGCUGUUUGGCAAAACAUUAUUAAGUCAAAUGAGAAGGCUACGAAGUUCAGUAAAAACAAAUCCUUCCCUCUCUUUGAGUCUUUAGGAGAGCUCUAUGAUGGACAAACUACCGAGGGAAACAUGAAUUUCACCUCUAUUGAGCCAUCUCAACAUGCCAUUAUCACACAAGUGGACAAUGGCGAAGAAUACCUUGAGAGAAGUGAUGCAUUUCUAGAUCCGAAUUAUGUUGUUGAUGUUGAUAUGAACACUCAAGUUCAAGAUCAUGAAGACGAUGGAAUGGAUCAAGAAACUCUACCAAGCCACAUUCAUACCUCCUCAAGAACAGAUGGAGAAAACAAUGUCAAGAAGAGAAAAUUUGCUCCGAGGAAAAGGGUCGACAAGAUUGCGAAUAAGGCUAAAAGAAAUGAUGUCAUUGAUAUGAUAGGAAGGUAUCUGGAGAUGAGAACAAAAUAAUCUGAGGAGAAAGUUGCAGCUCUGUCCAAGGAGAGACGAGGCAAAGGAGGAGUCAAACAAAGUGGAUGAUUGCUCAAUAAAGAAUUGCAUAACUGUUGUAGAAAGGAUGGAAGAGCUAUCAAAUGAAGAGAAAGUCAAAUCUUUUGGUGUUUUCAAGGAUGCUCAAAAUAGAGAGAUCUUCAUGAGUGCAGGACCUAUGACCCGCCUUAUGUGGUUAAGGACAAUGCUAGGGUGAUGGAGAUUGCAAGAUGACAUAUGCAAACAGGACUGGUACUUGGUCUAUUGAUCUGAAUGAACCAUGAUUAGCUAAUUUUGUUAUUACCAUAACCUGAAGUUGUACAGAUUGCAUCACGUUUUCCGUUGACUUGAUUGGAAAUGCAAUUAUUGUGAGAGUUGUUAUGAUGUAAUAGUCAUUCAUUAUCUCAGAGCUAUGUAUGGAAGAGUUAGUUGGUUAAUGCUGAAAAGCCAGUGCAUUUUCAUACUAUUUAAAACUAUACUGAAAAAUGAGUUGGUCAGGCAUUG